GUUAUACAUAGUUGUGAGCUACCAUGUGGGUGCUGGGAACUCAACCCAGGUCCUCUGGAAGAGCAGGCAAGGGCCUUAACUGCUGAACAGUGUCUCUAGCUGCCCCCACCUCCAAUUAUUUUUUGAGCAGGUAAUAAAGCCAUAUAGUUACAUAUUUAUAAGACACAAAGUUGCAUACUGUUAAAAGUCUUUUCCCUUCUGUCUUUUGUUUCUCUUAUCACCAACAUUUAAACAUGGUAAAGCUUCACUGCACCUUGCCUCCCCCACCUUGUCACUGUAUCGUAAGGUGUUGACAUUGAUCCAUUCUUAUUUAUGAUUGUAGUGUUCCAUUUUAUGUUUGCGUAUGAGGAAUCUUUACUGAUGGAUAUUUAAGCUUAUUCUCAUCUGUGUUUAUAAAAAUGAAGACUUUGUACAUCUAUAAUUUUAUGCAUAUCUACAAUAUAUAUAGAGAAUGACAUUUUAGAAUUGGAAAUUUCAUAGAAAUUUGCUUAUUUUGUUUUAAUUCAUCCAGUAUUUAUUGAGUACCUAUUGUGUGCCAGACCCUGCAGCAGGUACCAGGAAUCCAGUCUUCAGCAACUCAUGUGAUCCCUGCUUCUGUGGAAUGGCAUCACCCUCUAGGAGGGCAAACCAUGCCCAGGCAGACAUUGUAAUAAAAUUGUGUACAUGAGGAAAUUAAGGACGGGGAUCAAAUAGAGAAGAAAUUGGAGAAAACCACUUUAAAUAGUGUCAUGUGUUCAGCUGUAGGGAAGACAGGACUGCUUAGACUGUGCAAGCCUAUGUUCGCGUUCAGGGUUUGUGAAGGAAGGGUAGCCAUCAGAGGUGAGGAGGAUGGUCCAGUUGGUGUUUGGGAGCAGAAGUGGAUCAGGUGGAUGAGUGAAUAUGAAUCUGGGUAGGAGGAAGCUGGUUGUAAAGACCCAGGACUGUAAAGGACCAACAGCCUUGGAUUGAGUCUUAAACCCAGUAAGUUGAACAAGGGAAGACAACCCCUAACUGACUUGAGAGAGGUGCAGGAGAAUGAAUCGAUGUCAUGGGAAGAGCCAGAUGCCUGUAGUAGAGCCUCCUGUGACUGCUUUGGCAAAACGAGAACUCCCAAAAUAAAGAUGACAUGAAGGCCUCCGUCAGCUGGCUCUCUGGGCUAGCACAGGAGAGCAGAGUUCUGCAGGGCUCAGGCUCGGAAUGGGCGGGAUGUGGGGCUUGGAAACUCCUUCCUGAACUUGUGUUUCUCUUUCAUCCUCAUCCCUCUGCUUCCCUUCUGCAAAAGUCCAUCUCUGUGCCCAUCCUGGGUCCUAUGACUUUUCUCUCCCUCAACAGUCGGUUCCCGAUUCUGGUCCCCGGCCCCCAGCAGCGCCUGCCCCCUUCCCACCGGGGCCCCCCAUGAUGCCACCACCCUUCAUGCCCCCUCCAGGGAUCCCACCUCCUUUUCCUCCAAUGGGGCUGCCCCCUAUGAGUCAGAGACCACCAGCCAUUCCCCCAAUGCCACCUGGCAUACUGCCCCCAAUGCUUCCACCAAUGGGGGCACCACCACCACUUACACAGAUACCAGGAAUGGUACCUCCAAUGAUGCCAGGGAUGCUGAUGCCAGCGGUGCCUGUCACUGCAGCGACGGCUCCGGGUGCGGACACCGCCAGCUCUGCUGUGACUGGGGCUGGCCCUCCGAGGGCCUUAUGGAGUGAACAUGUGGCCCCUGAUGGGCGCAUCUACUACUACAACGCUGAUGACAAGCAGUCCGUGUGGGAGAAGCCCAGCGUGCUCAAGUCCAAGGCGGAGCUUCUGCUGUCCCAGUGCCCCUGGAAAGAGUAUAAAUCAGAUACAGGGAAGCCGUACUACUACAACAACCAGAGUCAGGAGUCCCGUUGGACCCGGCCCAAGGAUCUGGAUGACCUGGAGGCCUUAGUCAAACAAGAGUCUGCAGGAAAGCAGCAGGCCCAGCAACUGCAGACCCUACAGCCACAGCCACAGCCACCUCAGCCACAACCUGACCCUCCACCUAUACCUCCUGGUCCCAUCCCAGUGCCUAUGGCCCUUCUGGAACCUGAGCCAGGUCGAAGUGAAGAUUGUGAUGUGUUGGAGGCUGCUCAGCCCCUGGAGCAGGGGUUCCUGCAACGGGAGGAGGGCCCCAGCAGUUCUACUGGACAACAUCGGCUACUACAGGAAGAAGAGGAAGCUAGGCCAGAACCAGAGAGAUCUGGCCUCAGUUGGAGCAAUCGAGAGAAAGCAAAGCAGGCCUUCAAAGAGCUGCUAAGGGACAAGGCUGUCCCUUCCAAUGCUUCAUGGGAACAGGCCAUGAAGAUGGUCGUCACUGAUCCCCGUUACAGUGCCUUGCCCAAAUUGAGUGAGAAGAAGCAGGCAUUUAAUGCUUACAAGGCACAGCGGGAGAAGGAAGAGAAAGAGGAGGCCCGGCUGAGGGCCAAGGAGGCCAAACAGACCUUGCAGCAUUUCCUGGAGCAGCAUGAGCGCAUGACCUCCACCACCCGCUACCGGCGGGCAGAACAGACCUUUGGGGACUUGGAGGUCUGGGCUGUGGUCCCUGAGAGGGAUCGAAAAGAGGUUUAUGAUGAUGUCCUCUUCUUCCUGGCUAAGAAGGAAAAGGAACAAGCCAAGCAACUUCGGCGUCGAAAUAUCCAGGCUUUGAAGAGUAUCCUGGAUGGGAUGAGUAGUGUCAACUUCCAAACCACAUGGUCCCAGGCCCAGCAGUACCUCAUGGACAACCCCAGCUUUGCUCAGGACCAGCAGCUGCAGAACAUGGACAAAGAAGAUGCACUGAUCUGCUUUGAGGAGCACAUCCGAGCUUUGGAGAGAGAAGAAGAGGAAGAGCGGGAACGUGCCCGGCUUCGGGAACGGCGCCAGCAACGAAAGAACCGGGAGGCCUUUCAGACCUUCCUGGACGAGUUGCAUGAAACAGGGCAGCUGCAUUCCAUGUCCACCUGGAUGGAGCUGUACCCAGCAGUCAGCACUGAUGUCCGCUUUGCCAACAUGCUGGGCCAGCCGGGCUCUACUCCUCUGGACUUAUUCAAGUUCUAUGUGGAGGAGUUGAAGGCUCGGUUCCAUGAUGAAAAGAAGAUCAUAAAGGACAUUCUUAAGGACCGGGGCUUCUGUGUGGAAGUGAACACAGCCUUUGAGGACUUCGCCCACGUCAUAAGCUUUGACAAGAGGGCUGCUGCGCUGGACGCAGGCAACAUCAAGCUGACCUUCAAUAGUCUGCUGGAGAAAGCAGAGGCACGGGAGAGGGAACGGGAGAAGGAGGAGGCACGAAGGAUGCGGCGCAGAGAAGCUGCCUUUCGAAGCAUGCUGAGGCAGGCCGUGCCUGCUCUGGAGCUGGGCACUGCCUGGGAAGAGGUCCGUGAGCGCUUUGUGUGCGACUCAGCCUUUGAGCAGAUCACCCUGGAGUCGGAGCGGAUCCGGCUCUUCCGAGAGUUCCUGCAGGUGCUGGAGCAGACUGAAUGCCAGCACCUCCACACCAAAGGCCGAAAGCAUGGCAGAAAGGGCAAGAAACACCAUCGCAAGCGUUCUCACUCACCCUCAGUGAGUCGGCAGGGUUCUGAGUCAGAUGAAGAGGAGCUGCCCCCACCAUCCCUCCGGCCUUCCAAGCGGAGGAGGCGGAACCCCUCAGAGUCUGGCUCUGAGCCCUCAUCCUCACUUGACUCAGUAGAAAGUGGGGGUGCUGCCCUUGGAGGACCAGGCUCCCCAUCGUCCCACCUUCUUCUUGGGCCAGAUCAUGGUCUUCGGAAAGCCAAGAAACCAAAAAAGAAAACUAAGAAGAGAAGACACAAGUCGAACAGUCCUGAGAGUGAGACAGACCCUGAAGAGAAAGCUGGCAAGGAGAGUGAAGACAGAGAACAAGAACAGGACAAGGACAGGGAACUCCGGCAGGCAGAGCUCCCCAACCGCUCCCCAGGCUUUGGAAUCAAGAAGGAGAAGACAGGCUGGGAUACAUCAGAAAGCGAGCUGAGUGAGGGGGAGCUGGAGAGGCGAAGGCGGACACUCCUACAGCAGCUGGAUGACCACCAAUGACCCCACGAGCUCUUUCUGCCUUGGGACUUCAUGAGGCAGUGGCUCCAGGGCCAUCCUCACCAUCUGCCUCAGACUCCGUCUGUCUGGUCUGUGUCCACUUUCCCUAAAUAACCCACCCCAACACACUACUGUUAGCCCCUCUCAAGGCUGCUCUUGGUGUUCAAGGGUCCCCUAGUUCUCAGAAACUAGUGCAGUCCUUGCCCUUAGCCCCAGACCAGAGAUGGGCAGUCUAUACCACACGGGGUGGGUGAUGCCAGUAGAUAAAGUGUGAGAAGGGGUUUCCAGGAAAGAGACAGGCUGGUGGACACAGCCUGGGUGGCAGAGGGCAGGGUCCUCACCCUCUAGCAUCAGUGCCUGCUCUUGCCUGACCUGGCCCUGGGGCUCCACCAUUGCUUCCUCUACCCCGGGACCUGAUGUAUGUGUUCUGUUUUUGUUUUUUAAAUAAUAUUUAUAACAUGAUCUACAA
Myodes glareolus (Bank vole) is the source of this 4477-nucleotide messenger RNA. Lineage: Eukaryota; Metazoa; Chordata; Mammalia; Rodentia; Cricetidae. The record is from RefSeq and is a predicted model, not a curated record.